Messenger RNA from Triticum aestivum (bread wheat), 1776 nucleotides. RefSeq lists its product as uncharacterized. NCBI's taxonomy places the organism in Eukaryota, Viridiplantae, Streptophyta, Magnoliopsida, Poales, Poaceae. The coding region runs from base 774 to 1436 and encodes 220 amino acids. The transcript has 4 exons. The record is from RefSeq and is a predicted model, not a curated record.
ACUACCCUAUUCCAGAGGAUUCGUUGCAUCCAGUCAGACCUCUCGGAAAAAAUCCUGGCGCGAAAAGAGCGCGCGAAGCGGCGCGGCGCCCUCUCCUUUCCGCGGCAAAAAAGAUAGCGAUUCCGCUUCCGCUUCAUUAAUCUUCUGAGUCCGAGGUGGAAAAUAGAAGGGGGAAGAACUGGAGAAGGACUGUAGAAGACGAGCAGCAGAGGCGACCGGCCAUCCGCAUCCAUCUCCUCUGAAUCUCCCCUCCUCUCUCUAUUCUGGAUCCCCUCUUCUACACACAGCAGCAGGCAUCAACCCCUACCAGCAGCAGCCAUCUCGUCUCCGUCGGGCGCUCCCGGGCUGCUCCUCUUCUUCACUGAUGGCUAAUUAUCAGAACUAUGAGCAAGUAGGUCGGAACUAUGACCAAGUAGGCCCUCGUUCACAAUCACAAGGAUUCAGUGAUGUUGAAGCUAAUCGAUUGACUUCACUGCCUUCUCAACAUAUAGGUACCAUAAAGCCCUGUUCAAGAGCUAAAUGGAGUCGCGAAAUGAAGGUGUCUCUUAUUCAGCUCUUGAAAGAUCAUGAUGUACCUGGUUAUCGAACACACAAUGCAUGGAGCAAGGAAGCAUGGACAAGUAUUACUUCUCAACUAAAUACCAAGUUUGGCAUGUCGUUUAAUGUUAACCAAGUCAAGCAAAAGGAGCAAGAUUUGAAAAAAGCUUAUUAGAGUGUAAAAGAUUUGAUAGCAGAAAGUGGCUUUGGAUGGGAUAAAGAUAGAAUGAUGGUAGAUGCACCGGCUAGUGUUUGGGCUGCAUUUGCUGCUCGCAAGAACAGCAAGGACGCCCUCCAAUGGCGAGAUAAGUCUUUCCCAUACUAUGAUGAAUUGGCUUCGCUCUAUGAAGGUCGUUAUGCUGAAGGCAGGACUCGUCGUCGUAUGGACUACUACACAAGCAGGGCAAAAUAAUGUGGUGAACUAUGUUGAUGAAGAGCCUAAUGCUUAUCGGUCGCCUUCACCUACUUUACAAGGUGCAGGUGAAUUUGGUUUCCAUUUUUCUGUUGAAGAAGAGACUGAGAAUUUAAAUGUGGAUGCUGGACAACAUUCAUCAACACCUAUGCAAGAAAUGAAAACCACACCAAGCUCCACACAAGCACGUACAGAGAAGCCUAGCAAGAAAAAACAAAAGAGAAGUACUGCUGAACCUCCGGAUGGAUUUCACGAGAUAUAUUUGAAGUUGAAGCAGGAAGAAAUAGACCGAUUUGCAGCUAUUGAGGAGAAGAAAGCAGCUAUUGAGGAGAAAAAAACAGAGGAUCCCUACAGCAUUAACAAGUGCAUUACAACUGUUGAAGAGUUGGAGGGACUACAAUUGAGUGACAUUCUCAUGGCAUCAGAUAUCUUCCAAGCAAAGAAUAACAGGAAAGUUUUCUUGUCAUUUUCUACUAAUGAACGAUGAUUGACUUGGAUUAAAAGGGAGAUUGCACGUAGCAACCCGGAGUAGAACUAACAUCUCGUAGUGUCUUCUGGUGGUUAGCAUAUAUUUUGGUCGUGUGGUAUGGUUAGCAUAUAUAUUUUGGUAGGCCGUGAAGUCUAAGUAUGGUUAGCAUAUAUAUUUUGGUAGGCCGUAUGGUCUAGUAUUUUGUAUUCUCGAAUAUGUAUCUGCACCUAUGCUAAGGGAUGGGAUAAAAAUUAUAUAAUGAAGUAGAACUUUAAUAUUCCAGUACAUGGAUGCUGAUACAACUUGCAAGCCUUAUCACUAUGUCUAUCUUCUCUGUGAUACAUACUGCUCCCACAUA